Notolabrus celidotus (New Zealand spotty) is the source of this 5399-nucleotide messenger RNA. It is a transcript of the gene cadm2a, whose product is annotated as cell adhesion molecule 2a. The transcript is spliced from 10 exons. Bases 447 to 1736 code for a protein of 429 amino acids. Lineage: Eukaryota; Metazoa; Chordata; Actinopteri; Labriformes; Labridae. The record is from RefSeq and is a predicted model, not a curated record.
CAAUCCACUCGUGUUCGCUGCGCUGUGGAUUGUGCGCCACAGCAGACCAGGACAGGGGCAGACAGUAGCAGUAACAGCAGCGGCAGCACAUUCUGUGUUAACGGAGGACGACUCUUCCCACUCCCUUUGGUCUACUGCAGUUUUGUGCAGAGUCCUGCAAACUGCGCGUGCACCUUUGCGCCGGUGCAUCCGUGAAAAUAUCAAGAAUUUUGUUUCUCGAGGAGCGAAAACAUUUCCGUUUUUUUCUGAAGCUGCACAGUCUCCGGGGUAGUGAAGUCGGUUGUUUUAACCCCCUUCACCCUGAGACGCACAAAAGACGCACGCACUUCCAAGUCCACCUGGAUAGCUGAGGAAGCGGUCCGGUCCUGCUCGAGGUCCAGCGGGGAGAGACGGAGAGGAGAAGUUAGCGCGGAAGGAAAGAGGAAGAAAGACAGAGAGGAGACAGGAUGAAUCUCAAGAGCAAUUUGAUUUUCACCCUCUACACCAUAUACGGGAUUCUUCUCAAAGGCGUCAGCGGUCAGUACCCCCUGGUCCAGAAUAUGACGGUGACAGAGGGUGGGACGGCAAACCUGACCUGCCGUGUAGAGUACAAUGACAACACCUCCCUCCAGUGGUCAAACCCAGCACAGCAGACCCUGUUUUUCGGGGACAAGAAAGCUUUAAGGGACAACAGGAUCGAGCUGGUGCGUGCAACGUGGUCAGAGCUUACCAUCAGUAUCAGUGAUGUCACGCUGUCCGAUGAAGGCAUGUACACGUGUUCCCUCUUCACCAUGCCAGUCAGAACAGCCAAAGCCUACCUGACUGUUCUGGGUGUUCCUGAGAAGCCAGAGAUCGACGGCCUGACGAAGCCUGCCAUGGAGGGAGACCACAUCACUCUGACCUGCAUCACUCAGGGCAGCAAGCCCGCCGCCGACCUGCGCUGGUUCAGGAACGAGAAGGAGAUCAAAGGUGCCAAAGAGGUGAACGCAAGUGGGAAGACAUUCACGGUACGGAGCUCUCUGCAGCUGCACGUGGACAGAAAUGAUGAUGGAGUGGCCUACACCUGCAAAGUGGACCAUGUGGCUCUCUCACAGACACCACAGCAGGCCACUGAAGUACUGGAGGUCCACUACGCUCCACGUGUACAGAUCAUCGCCCCCCUCAGUGUCCCUCAGGAGGGUCAGUACUUAAAGCUGGAGUGCGUCUCUAAAGGAAACCCCUCGCCGGAUCCUGUGAUGUGGACAAAAGACGGCACUGAACUUCCUGACCUUGACAGGAUUAUUGUAGAGGGGAGAGAGCUCACCUUUACUUCACUCAACAAGACAGACAAUGGCACCUACCGCUGCGAAGCAACCAACCACCUAGGGACCAGCAGUGCUGACUAUGUACUCUACGUCUAUGACGCCCCCACAACCCCGCCUCCAUCCACCACUCCCCCCCUACAUCCCAUCCCUCCAGAUCCUACCGCUCUAUUAGGCACCCACGCCUCAGACCCCACAGUCACUGGCAACAGAGAUCCAAAUGCGGUGGGGCAGCACGGCACUGACCAUGCCUUGAUCGGAGGAGUGGUGGCUGUAGUGGUCUUUGUAACCUUGUGUUUAAUCAUCGUUCUGGGAAGAUACCUGGCCAGGCAUAAAGGAACAUACUUGACAAACGAGGCCAAAGGAGCGGACGACGCGCCCGAUGCCGACACAGCCAUCAUCAACGCCGAGGGCAACCAUGCGCACGCAGAGGAAAAGAAAGAAUACUUCAUUUAGACUGCAGGGGGGGCUGUGCUGCUCAGCUCCUUCCUCCCUACUCCUCUUUCAAUAUCUGUAUCUUUCUCUCUCUCUUUCUCUCUCUCUCCUCUCUCUCUGUCUCCCCUCGUUUUCUCUGCACCUCUCAACACUGCCCCCGCUGGUCAAUGAGAAAUCUGCAGGCAGUCCACAGAUGGAGAGGUUCCCCGAGUGUUUUCCUGUGAUUGCCUAUUUUUAUUUUUUAGCCCAAUUCUUUCAUUUACAUCUUUAUUUCUCUUUUGUUUUCUCUGCAGCCAGUGUUCACGGCAGCUUGAACUUUCUCCCUUUUCAUAUUUUGUUCUUCAUUUCCGACAUGAAUGCCUGGAAGUCUGUAUAUCUACCAUGUCUGCUUCUUACAUGAGCCCUUGUUUCCCCCUCCAAUCAGACACGUACUAGAUCCUCCUUUGUUCACACACGGCCACAAACACAUAUCAUAUCUCACAUCAACACGGUGCCUAAAAACACAGACGCCAUUGAACUCCUGUCAAUGCCUUCAUGUAUCGUCUGUCAGUUGCAAUGUAAAUGCUUCUUCUUCUUCUUCUUCUUCUUCUUCUUCUUAGAUGGUUCACCAACCAUCGUCUCAUCGCUUAGCUCACGGCUUUUGAUUAUGCAUCGCGUCUUUUUUUAUUUGAAUGAAGAUCUUUGCUGUUUACGCCUUAUACAUGUCUAUCACACUGAAUAUGGUACUUUUAGAUGCUCCACCUCCCCCCGAACGUCGCCCCCUCUCUAAAUAGACUUGUAAUUAUUGACCCUUGUAAGAUAAGAAGAAGGUUUUGUGUAACACUGUAGCAAGGUUUGUCAGAUAAGUGUAUAAUAUGAUUUUGUUUUCCUUUUAGGGUAGGGGUAAUAAAGGGUUGUGUGGUAUUGUUUAGAGCAGAGAACACACACACACACACACACACACACAAACACACAGAGAUACUAGGUCCAUCAAAUAAACUCAAUCAAGUAUAUAAAACCAUUUGCUAAACCUGCUGUCACAAUGUACUUUUGUCUGUAUAUUCCUGCACUGUCCAGGCUGCAGUUUUUAGCAAAACACCACCACCUUCAGCUCACAGUAGGUCGUGAUUCACAGAAAGGGUUCAGGUGUACAGAAAGAGUUGAUCUCCUCACUUUUAAAAGUUGUACAAAUUGUAUUGAAAUGAGUUUGGCUUUUCUCUUUGAAUUAUCUUGUUUUUGUUUCCGUCCCAUUGGGAUCACUUUAAGGCUUUAGCAGCCCCGGGUAUUGUACCAUUAAGAGUUUAAGUGGGACUAAAAAAGGUACACAGUUACAGUAUGUAUAGGAAAUUUGAUGUUGAAUUAAUUUGAAUUCUUUGAAUAAUGUAAGUUUGAUUGAUACCUCUUGUAAGCUUGAGGUCCAGGCAGCUUUCUAAAGUGGUUUGUGCACAAAUGUCUGUUAAUUUCCUGGCUAACAGAUAAGCAUCCAAUCAUAGUAUUACUUUAUAAAACAGUAACGACAUCCGUUUGACUUCUCUUUUUGUUGGUAUCACCACCUCCAAAUUUUUAACAAUGCAUUUGAGCUGCCAACACGUGGUUCAAUCCAAUCUCAUAAACUCAGUUUUAUCACCCCCAAUGAACCGGACUCUGGUUUCCAUUUGAUAGAGUGUUAUAGCUAAAAAAAAAAAUUAAAAAAAAAGAGGAACUAGGGAGUGAGUGUCGGGCCAUAGAUCUGCAUGGGCCUCCAAAAACUGACGACAAACAGAGAAGCACAAACGACUGAAUGAGUAACUGUGUUCCUUUGCCAACAACCAGAUCGCCUUGAGAACGGUUCUUCUAUUCACGCUGGUAGCAGAAAAGCAACAAGGCUGUCACUGAUUCAGUUCUUGAUUUAAAAAAAAAAAGCAGUGCAUCUUUUUAAAAAUGUUAGCUAAAUUAUGUUUUUUAAAGAAAAAAAAUGUCUCUAAUGUUUUUGGUUUAAUGGUUCUACGCUCCCUGCUGUAUAUUGUGUCUGCUCAAAUGUGGUUGAUUGUGAAAAUUUGCUGGUAAAAUUCUGGAUUCCCUCAAAUUUGUAUAUUAGCCACUUUAUCUUCAUAGUUUUUUUUAAUCAUUUUUCAUUGCAUAAUUCUUAUUAGGAAACUCUGAAACCAAUGUAUUUUUUGUUUUGGCACAAGGCAUGUAUAUAAUGUGUGAAAACUAAACUUUGGUAAUAUACAUUGGCAUGUUUUCGUUUGGUUCUUUUUCAUGUUUAAUUUAUUGUAACUGAAGAAUUUUACACGAGAACCACGAGGAAAGUAUAUAUUGGUUUUGUUUGAAAAGUUGUGUUAGUGGCUGUUUGGUGCUACAGAUGGGAAGGAUUUGAGUUGAACAAUGAUUAACAUAAAACACAGAAGAAAAAAAUGAAGACUCUCAAAGACAAAUUGGAAAUGAAAUGCAUUCAAAGACAUAAUUCCUUCAUUUCUGAAGCAAUGAAAGUUUCCCCCGCACAAAGAAACUUCAACACAUACUUGUAAACAACUUUCUUUUCAUAUAUCCCUGCCGUUCAUCUUUUGUUGGUUUGCAGGAAUGCGUCUGAUUUCCUCUCCUGUGAAGGGGCGAUGAACACUGUGGCCUCUGGAACUUAAGACUUAAAGGCAAGGCACUAAUCUGCUAAGAGGGAGCAAAUUAUUACCAAGGGCAAUAAAACAGUGGGCCCAGCUGUCUCCAAUUCGACGGCCAAUUUACAACAUUAUGCAAAUAAGGUCAGCGAGUAAGGUCUUUCUCUGCGUCAGAACUCGAGCACUGCUGGAGUGAGUUUGGGAAUCAUUAGAUCGAUCACUUCGGUUUGAGGCCUGUCACCUCUGAUGUAGACUUUGGGUUGCAUAUUACAUUUUAAGUAGGUGGAUUAUUUGCUUUUAAAAUGCAGAAGCUUUGCCACAGUUUUCAUAUCUGACAGUUUUAGUGCACUUCAAUCAUCAUACCUUUAUUACCAGGUUACCACAAACAGUAGAUCCAAGCUGAGGAGUUCUGUCCUGGCUCUGGUCUUUAGAAACCUCCGUGUGUAUAGAUCCAUAUAUCACAAUGAUGUAAUGUCUUUUUACUUUCUAUUUAGCUCUUUUCAUUGUGUCUUAAUUUUAAUGAUGGUGUCAAUCUUUUUAUUUUAAUUUGCUCCAUGUGUAUCCAUCUUGAAGAAUGAGCAAGCGGUCGAAUCUGUUUGUUGAUUCUGAAGUCAGAGAAACAGGCUGUUUUCUGUUUUGUAUCAGACGAACACUCAUAAAUAACCAGGUCACGCUGAUGAGUCCGGGUUCACGUUGGAAAUGAAACAGGUGCCAUUUACUGAAUUAUGCACUCUGAUUAAUUUGAUGGAUAUUCCUUAGUAAAUGGUGAAUGUGUUUUUUGUUUGUCUUUCUGAAGAACCACGUGUAAAUAUCUGUUUUGACACAACAGUAAUGAGCUAAUUUGCUGCAAAUGGCUUUGUAUGAUAGUUAGACCAAACCUGAAUCUUUUUUAAUUUGUUGUUUUAACAGCCUGGCACAUACCAUCAUGCACUAUUUUACUAUGAUAGCCUGUAGCUCUGUGACAGCUUGGGGUCAGUUAUCAGUCCUUUUUCUUUUUUUUAUGGUUGAAACUAAGCUUUAAACUUGUUGCCUCUUUACUCACCAACACACAGUGUAUCUGUUAUAUCUGAUAUCUGGAUAAUAUCAAUAAAAUCAUGGGCCUCUAAUUUCA